AGCUUCCGUAUUGUGUGAUCGAUCUGUUGGAAUUAAUUAAGCAGGCCGUGGUACUUUUGUCCGAGUAGUAUUAUAUAGGAACUCCAUAAUCCAAUCCGUACGUGGUAUAGCAUAUAUACCUAGCACCACCGGACGAGAUCUAGCAAACCUCCGGCGAGAUCAGUCGACACCAGGUUCUGGCCGGAAAGCAAUCGGCACAAAGCCGCAAGCUUGUGCUACGAACGCGCUCUCGCCGGAAAAGUCGGUUACGAUGGUCGUCCCCGCGGCGGCAUCUCCCAAUCUUUACUUGCUCGACCUCGUGAAAUCCGGCCGCAUGCUCAUCGACCGUGGCCUCGUUCUCCCGGACGGCCAGGUGGACAACAUCUAUCUCCCAGUCGACACGUUCAAGCUCUUGCGCAUCGAUGACAGUGUUGUGUACAAGAAUGUCGGUGACAUCAAGGUGGUCGACAGGAGCCACCUCUACCCCGGACAGGUGGUCGGGUUGGCAUCUGACAUGGGCGGCCAGAUCGGCGUCGUCACCGGCGUCAACACCGUGCUCAACCUGGCCAAGCUCGACAACAACGGCGUGCCGACCAAGGUCAUCAGGGGGGUGUCCCCGUCUAGCCUGAGGCGCGUCAGGAGCCUCAACCUUGGCGACUUUGUCGUGUCCGGGCCGUGGCUCGGCCGCGUCGUCGAGGUGUCGAUCGAUGUCGAUGUGUUGUUCGAUGACGGAGCUGUCUGCAGGAUCACUGACGCGGAUUCCACGAACCUGGCGAGAGUGCAUGAAAUCGGCACCAUGGAGACCUUGCAUCGCCACCAGAUGAACAGUCAAUUCCACCAGGGGCAGCAGGUCUCCUUGCGAGGCGCUUGUUCACUCUUCAAGGAUGCUCGUUGGCUUAAUGGCUACUGGCAUCCUUACCGACAAGUAGGCACCAUCAUGAAGGUGGAGACGUCCGGCGUCCUCGUCUACUGGGUUGCAUCCAGGCAUUGUGGCACCGACAAGGGGCUAGUGGAGGCAUCCGCUCCUCCAGCCUACCAAAACCCAAACGAUCUUACGUUCUUCUGCGCUGCGUCCAAUUGCUGUUGGGGGCUUGCCGACCGCUGUUUUUUUCUUGAAACGAGUUCCGCCAAAGGGCAUGCAGCAUGUACACCUGAUCAAAAUAAGAACAACAACGAUGAUGAUGAUGAGAAGGAGGAGGAGUGGGAGGAGUGGGAGGGGGAGGAAUACAAUGCAUGCUCACAAGACAAUCAAGACGAGUGUGAAGCUGCUUCAACCUCUCAGGUGGUACCACCUACGAAGCAGAAUGAUGCGAGGUUUUAUCGGAAGCAGUUACGGAAGGUCGUCUUUGAGGGCCAUAGACGGGCGCAACGCCCACGAGUAAUGAGACAUGUGGAGGUGGAGUUUCCAAUGGUCGUCGCCAACACCUGCACCACCGUCGAUGUGUUGUGGCAGGACGGCACACGGCAACAUGGCAGACCUUCAGCAACCCUUGUUCCCUUUGGGAUCGUGAAUGAGCAAGAGUUCUUCCCGGGGCAACAUGUCGUCGCCGACGUCAUUCUUAACAAUGAUGUCAUUGACACUACAGGAGACCAUGUUGGCGGCACAACAACUACUAGUUUCAACAACGACAUUGCUGCUGCUGGCAUUGGACCAACGAAGUGUGUGGGCAUCGUCAAGAGCCUGCAAUACGAGGACCAGACGGUUUGUGUGUCAUGGUUAAAGACGCCAAGGCACCCUAAUGAGGCUAGGGAGGUCGAGUGCCAUGAUACCGUCAGUGCUUAUGACCUAAAAUUGGACUCUAACCACUCUGCUUACUACGGUGAUAUUGUCAUUCGUCUCCUACCUCCAGGAUCAACAGAUGACGGUGAAAGCACACCACCGUUACAGGGAAACAAGAAGACAAAUGCUAUUCCCGCCGAUCUUUCAUGGGUGGGGCGGGUAGUUGAACUUCCUAAUGGGCACAUCCAAGUCAAAUGGGGUGAUGGUAGCAUGUCAACGGUAUUGCCCCAUGAGAUCGCUGUUGUCAAGGACGAGCACUACAUGGAGCUAUGGAAUGAAAUGGGCGACUGGGUAGAGGACGAUGGCAUCGAUGGCGACUUGCUAGAGGACGAUGGCAUUGAUGAUGCACCCGAAGAACCAGCUGCAGCCAGCACGGAUCUAGGUAACGAUGUCGAAGGCGUCAACCCGGCAGUUUCGAGUACAAGCCUUUUAGGGUUUUCAUUCCGGUCUUUGCUCCAAUUGACCGGCGACAUGGUGGCUCGAGGUAAAGGAUACCUGAUGAACUGGCAGCCCUCGUCAACGUCGUUACCAAGCUCAGAGUUGCCAGUGCCCACGGAUGAUGAUAGCAUCGGUGGUGCUGCAAUGGUUAUUAGCGAUGCAGAUGUGACCAGCCACGGUUAUGACAAGGAGAGGACGAAGGCUGCAGAUGCAGAUGCUACCUGUUGCUGCGACGAAUCAUUCUACUUUCCAUGUUUCGAUGUACUACAGAUCAGCCCUUUGGAUCACCACUACCUUGACUCUACGGACCAGGAAAUGCAAGGCGCUAGUCGAGGGAAGAGUUGGGCCAAAACGGUGCAAAAGGAAUGGAAAAUUCUGGAGAAAGACUUACCAGAAACCAUCUACGUGCGAGCAUUCGAGGACCGCAUGGAUCUGCUUCGGGUGGUGAUGGUGGGCGCGAGCGGGACGCCAUACGAUCACGGCCUCUUCUUCUUCGAUCUGCAGCUGCCUCCGUCGUACCCGGAUGCUCCACCACAAGUGUACUACCACUCCUUCGGCCUACGCCUCAAUCCCAACCUCUACGAGUCUGGUACAGUGUGCCUCAGCCUGCUAAACACAUUCGGUGGCGAGGGCACCGAGGUCUGGUCGUCAGCAACGUCCAGCCUCCUCCAAGUCGUUGUCUCCAUCCAGGGCCUCGUCCUCAAUGACCAACCAUACUACAACGAAGCCGGCUAUGAGACACUGGCCGGCAAACCGGAGGGCCACCGCAAUGCACUGCCCUACAAUGAGAAUGCUUACCUACUAACCCUCCGGACCAUGCAACACCUUUUACGUCGGCCACCUCGGGGAUUUGAGGAAUUCAUCAAGGAACACUUCCGCCGUCAGGGAAAAUUUGUGCUUAGGACAUGCAAUGUGUGGCUUCAGGGAAAUGUUGUUGACGAUGCCCAUGCCACUGAAGCGACUAGGAAGCGACCGUGCUCGGCUGGGUUAAGGCUUGCACUCACAAACAUGACGCCAAGCCUCGUGGCAGCGUUCACCGAGAUCGGCGCCGAGGGGUGUGAAGAGUUCCAGUAGCUGCAAAUCAAGUUGCCAUGUGCUCUCAGCACCACUCACUAGACAGAGGAGUGUUUGAUGGUGGGAGCUUUGCUGCACAUGGGGGGCAGGUUAGUUCAAAAGAGGGGUCCGUGGAUAUAUGAUUUUUGGUGACGGUGAUGGUCUUGUAAUCAUUCACAUUUUUGUUCUACAACAAUCACAUACUCCUUUUUGCUUUAUUUUCUCGAUUAAAAAGGAGUUCAGCAAGAGAGGUAUCAUUGUGGACUACAUCAUUUAUCUAUCAACAGAUAUAAAGGCUGGGUCUAUAUUUAUC
This is a messenger RNA of Triticum aestivum (bread wheat), 3563 nucleotides long. RefSeq names its product probable ubiquitin-conjugating enzyme E2 23. Lineage: Eukaryota; Viridiplantae; Streptophyta; Magnoliopsida; Poales; Poaceae. The transcript has 5 exons. The record is from RefSeq and is a predicted model, not a curated record. The coding region runs from base 251 to 3271 and encodes 1006 amino acids. Gene Ontology annotation, molecular function: ubiquitin conjugating enzyme activity.